CGCGGCAAGUGCCGCUCGGCGCGUCAGUCAGUCGAGAACGGACGCUGGCCGAGGUAAGGUGACAGAUUUGACGUCAGUUCUGUCACAGUUACCGAGAACGAAACGGAAACAAACAACCGAUUGCGUGCGGAAUUCAUAUCGCGUCAAAGUUUUACCUGCUAUUUCGUUUUUGUUGUCUAGUGACGUCUGUUUUUCUCGUAGUAUCCGGAAGAAAAAGAUUCUGUGAAGGAUUUUUGUGAUAUGUGCACCUGAAGCUGCUCCGGAAGUGACUUUUUAUUAAUUUGUGAUUUCGAUUUUGUUUAUUUGGACCCUUAUUACGUCAAAGUGGAUCUCAAGAAGAGAAAAAUGAAAUUGGUGCCUGGUCCACUACCCCCCAUACCCACGACCACGUCGGGGUCGCUUCCCUUACCCCUCCCUUUCAGUCCGGACCUGUUAUGGAGGUAUCCCCUCAACUUCCCCUCGGUGGGCAGCCAUCCCUCAUCCCCCCUGUGGGACUACAAGAGCCAGUUGCCGGGAAGUCUUGCUACAGAUCCGCGAGUAUGGAGCAGGGAAGACGUAGCCACAUUUUUAAGAUGGGCCGAACGUGAGUUUGACUUGCAACCCAUCGACAUGGAAAUGUUCCAAAUGAACGGUAAAGCAAUGUGCCUUCUUACGCGAACGGAUUUAUCAGAAAGAGCACCCGGAUCUGGCGACGUUUUGCACAACGUUCUUCAAAUCCUAGUACGAGAAGCAAACAAUAUGAGAAUGUUACCCAAUAGCCCUAUUACACCCACCUCAAGACACCCGUACCCCCUGUCACCUCACACGUCACAGCCUUCGUCGGCCAGUUGGAACGUGAUCACGUCACAAAGCGCCUCAGACUACCACAACAAUCAUACGGCCAGUCUGGCGGCUCAUUUGAUGGCUCAGAGCAAUUCUGUCACUCUCAGUCCCGCCCCUUCGCUGGACAGCCAAUCAGGCAGUCCAAACCACCCCGAUACGCCAAUGAGCUUCGGCCAUUCCAUCUUCAGCACGAAUGGCGGUAGCAGUUCUAACGGUUCGGGUUCGAAUCCCAGCGACAGCGACGAAGAUGACAAGUUCAUAGAGUCGAAAAACGGGUACAUGGGCAGUCCCCCAAAUACUCCAAGCUACAUGAACAUACCACAGAUGCCUUUUUUGACGCCGAGAAGUCCCAAACAGAUGGAGAAUGUGGGAAGUCCCGGUUUAUACAAAAGGGAGUUCUUUGCUAGCAACGAUGGAUCAGAACCCAAUACAAAUGGAAGACUCCUUUGGGAUUUUCUUCAACAACUUCUCAAUGAUCCAGCUCAAAGAUACACCAACUACAUCGCCUGGAAAAACAGAGACACCGGCGUAUUCAAGAUCGUAGAUCCAGCAGGACUGGCCAAGUUAUGGGGCAUCCAAAAGAACCACCUAUCCAUGAACUACGACAAAAUGUCCAGAGCUCUGAGGUACUACUACAGAGUGAACAUUCUACGAAAAGUACAAGGAGAACGCCAUUGUUACCAAUUUUUGCGCAACCCUAGCGAACUAAAAAACAUCAAAAACAUCUCCCUCCUGAGACAGCAGAUGUCCCCAACAACGAAAGCUCCUACCCAAAUCCAAAUGAUACCACAAAUAACUAUCAAACCCGAGCCAAUGGACCAACAGAGCAAAGAACAACCCUCCCAACACGAUCUGGCAGCCCUUCCACCUCACUUGAAGCUGACCGAAGUCCAGAAAUCCAACAUGGCGGCUUUGGGUCAGCAAUCCAACACGACGGCGCCACACGAGGCGAAGAGCGAUGAGCGCAGGCGCGUGGACUACCGACACGAUCAUGAGACACCCACCGAUUUAACCAUGAAGGGGGGAGCAACGGAUUUAAGCAGUAACAGCAGACACCACGUGAACAUCGUUUGUUCGCCUGAUCCGCCCAUCACAGGGCCGAGUCAUUAGUUGUUUUUUUGGGUGAAAAAUUCAAUCAAAAAAGGUCCAAGAAAAGUUUUUUACGUUAAUUUUCGCGUAGUAGUUUAUUUUUUUUACUUAUUCUAAAGUAAGACUCAAAAAGUGCCAAUAGAGAAGAGAUAUAUAUGUUAUAUAUAGUGAUUGUUAAUUUGAAAGGGAGAGUGUAAAUAAUAUGGACAAUAAGGAAUCAUAGAAUUAAGAAUGAUUGUAGAACUUGUGCAAUUGAAAACGGUUUUUAAAUAUGUGCCAAAAUAUAGUAAGUUAUAUUUGUUUUUUCUUUUUGAUUUAACAGUUUUGUGCAAUAGGGUUGUGAAAGCGUCAAAACCUAUAUUGAUUCACAUUAUGCAAUUUUCAGUGAAAGUAAUUAAUAUCUUCUCUUAACAUAAAAUAAUUUAAAAUCAAUUGCUGUAAUAAUGAAAUAAUGUUUUCUUCAACUUUGAUUUUCAUUAAAAACAGUAUUAAAAAACUAUUCUAAACGUGUAGUUAUGAAGUAAGAAGUCUCAAAACAACGUUUUACUUGAUUCUAAAGUCUAGAACCAAGUAUUUUACUUGAGUCUAAACCCAUUUUUUUCCUGGUAUAGAUUUCAUAUAAUCUUGAUUGUCAGAGACCUUUAGAAUCAAAUUUUCCUUCAUAAUAGGACCUUUUGUAAUCAAGUUUUGCUUGAUUCUAAACUUUAUAGUAAAGUAAAAUAUUUAAUUUAGAAUUAAGCAAAACCUAGACUCUAAAUUUUAGACUGGAUUCGAAAUUUUAGUCUGAAGUAAAACUUUAUUCUAAAAUAUUUUACUUAAUAGGUACCAGGCAUGAAGAUUUAAACUGAAGAAAAGUAGUUUAUUUUUGUUUAGAAUCAAGUUUUACUUGAUUCUAAAAAAUAAAUAAUGUCAAUUUUUCUUGACUCUUCAACAUUUCUGUUGGGUACUAAUAAGAAAAAAAAUUUAGAAUCAAGUUUUACUUGAUUCUAAAAAAUUAGAAUCAAAUUUUGCUUGAUUCUAAAAAUUUAGAAAUAAAUUUUACUUGAUUCUAGAACUUCUUGAAUCAAGUUUGGUUAAAAAUUUUAGUUUAAUACCAUUUGUUCUUGAUGUCAACUGGAGAAUCCAUUUCAACACAUUAAUAGUUUAUUUGCUAUUGGUUUUAACUUCUUUGUUGUUAAUUUCAAGUAUAUGUGAUCUUUCUUCUGACGUUUUAUUAUCCUAUGUGCAACAUUGGCAGCUUUAAAUAUAGAGAAUUAUCAUUUUUUUUUGGUUUAAAACAGAUCAUCUACUACGUUUUAUCUUAUUGAUUAAGUUAAACAGAUGAUCUAGUUUUUUCUUUAAAUCUAUAUACAACGACAAUAAUAUUUAAAAAAAUGAAGGUACAAAAAGUAGGACUGGAAUGUUUUUAAAACUCCACAAAAAAA
Molecule: messenger RNA, 3335 nt
Organism: Sitophilus oryzae (rice weevil)
Lineage: Eukaryota; Metazoa; Arthropoda; Insecta; Coleoptera; Curculionidae
Product: ets DNA-binding protein pokkuri
Exons: 7
Coding region: 346-1932 (528 amino acids)
Biological process (GO): cell differentiation; regulation of transcription by RNA polymerase II
Cellular component (GO): nucleus
Molecular function (GO): sequence-specific DNA binding; DNA-binding transcription factor activity, RNA polymerase II-specific
Source: RefSeq, a predicted model, not a curated record